AUGAAGACAACGGAAAUAAAGGAACCCUUUCGGAUGGAGGACUUCCUGCGGCCGCAGUUAUUCCAGAAGCUGGCUCGGAUGGUUCAUUUCCAGUGGCUAAGAAACCCGGAGGACAACAGCAUGGUGAACGCCUCCAUGGGGCCCUUUUGGCUGUCGGCCAUCCUCAACAUCUUCUUCUUUUCUUUCAAUGGUUGGGAUAUCAUAGGUCAUCUCUGGCUGGGACGACCUACCAAUCAGAAUCCUCCGGUAUUUAGCAUCACCAUUUACUUCUCCAUCAGGGGACUUAUGCUAUUCCUGAAACGAAACAAAAUUGUGGAGUUUGUAAAUGACUUGGACAGGGAGUGUCCAAGGGACUUAGCCAGCCAAUUGGACAUGCAAAUGGAUCGGACAUACAGUUACUUUUGGAAGCGCUAUCGCUUUGUCCAGAUCUACGCCCAUGUGGGUGGUUUGGCGUUCAUUUUGAUGCCGAUGGCUCUAUUUCUCUUGACCCAUGAGGGGAAGGGAUCACCUGUCGCCCAGCACGAACAAAUUCUUGGAGGUUGGCUGCCAUUAGGACUGCGAAAGGACCCCAAGUUCUAUUUAUUGGUUUGGGUUUUCGACUUAUCUUGUACUACUUGCGGCGUAUCCUUUUUUAUCACCUUUGACAAUCUGUUCAAUGUAAUGCAGGGACACUUGAUCAUGCACCUGAACCACCUUGCCCGUCAGUUUUCGGCCCUUGAUCCCCGCCAGAGUUUGACCAACGAGGAGCAGUUCUUUUCGGAUCUCAGAUUGUUAGUUCAAAGACAACAGCUCCUUAAUGACUUGUGCGGCAGGUACAACGAAAUCUUCAAGGUGGCUUUCCUGGUUAGCAACUUUGUGGGCGCCGGUUCCCUCUGCUUCUACCUUUUCAUGCUGUCGGAGACAUCCGAUUUGGUGAUCAUAGCCCAAUUUAUAAUACCCACUUUGGUCCUCGUGGUCUUCACCUUUGAGAUCUGCCUACGUGGCACGCAACUGGAGGAGGCGUCGGAGGGACUGGAAUCGUCGCUCUGUCUCCAGGAAUGGUAUUUGGGAAGCCAGCGGUACCGGAAGUUCUAUCUACUCUGGAUGCAAUAUAGCCAGCGGACACAAAAACUGUCCGCAUUUGGCCUCAUCGAAGUGAACAUGGUGCACUUCACAGAAAUUAUGCAGCUGGCCUACAGACUUUUCACGUUCCUUAAAUCUCAUUAG
Messenger RNA from Drosophila subpulchrella, 1206 nucleotides. It is a transcript of the gene Or88a, whose product is annotated as odorant receptor 88a. Gene Ontology annotation, cellular component: plasma membrane. The transcript has 4 exons. Gene Ontology annotation, molecular function: odorant binding; olfactory receptor activity. Gene Ontology annotation, biological process: sensory perception of smell; detection of chemical stimulus involved in sensory perception of smell. The coding region runs from base 1 to 1206 and encodes 401 amino acids. Lineage: Eukaryota; Metazoa; Arthropoda; Insecta; Diptera; Drosophilidae. The record is from RefSeq and is a predicted model, not a curated record.